Molecule: messenger RNA, 2040 nt
Organism: Lycium ferocissimum
Lineage: Eukaryota; Viridiplantae; Streptophyta; Magnoliopsida; Solanales; Solanaceae
Exons: 9
Coding region: 1-2040 (679 amino acids)
Source: RefSeq, a predicted model, not a curated record
AUGGUUGUUGGUGAAAGUAGUAGUGUCGCAGAAUAUAGUCAUGUCGAAUAUGAUAGAGUUAAUGAUAUGGUUAAUGAUGCUUUUGGCAUACGAUGCAGGUUUGAACACGAGCAAAGUUUUGAGAAACCUCACAAUGAAGAAGCAAUGCGCUUCUAUCAAGAAUUAGAAGAGGCUAAUCGUCCACUUUGGAUUGGAUUCUUGCAAGCUGCUAUGGACUCAAUGAUUAAGCUUGUGGGGGAACUAGUUAGUCCGAAAUUCGACAUACCUAAGAGUUACUAUGAAGCAAAGAGAUCGGUUUCCAAAUUAGGAUUGUCGUAUGAUAGAAUUCAUUGUUGUCCAAACGGCUGUAUGUUGUUCUAUAAGAAAGAUGCUGAUUUAAAUGAAUGUAAAUUAUGUGGACAUGCGCGUUAUAGGCAGACACCUAGUGGGAAGAUGGUUCCAAUUAAGGCGAUGCAUUAUUUACCUAUUAUAGAUAGCAUAAAGAGGUUGUUUGCAUCGCCGAGUUAUCCUCCUCACAUGAGAUGGCACAGCGAAAAUAGAAGGACAACUGGUGUUAUGUGUCAUCCAUCGGAUCGAGAAGCGUGGAAACAUUUUGACAUAGCUUAUCCUGAUUUUGCUAGUGAACCAAGAAACAUUUGUUUGGGUGUAGUGACAUAUGAUAUAUCAACUAAGAGCAAUUUCAAUAUGCGUGCUUCUUUGAUGUGGACUAUUAACGAUUUUCCUGCGUAUGGGAUGUUGUUUGGUUGGAUGACUGCUGGAAAGCUUGCUUGUCCUCAUUGCAUGGAAAAUAGAGUUACCGUAUUGAAGGAUAAUCUUCUACAACAUAAUGUGAUGCAUAUUGAAAAAAAUUACUUUGAUAAUUUGUUCAACACUGUUAUGGAUGUUAAAGGCAAGACAAAAGAUAACCCAAAAGCUAGAUUGAACCUAAAGGAAUAUUAUAGGCGCCCUGAAUUGAACUUGCAAGAGUUAGCGAAUUAUAAAGUGUUCAAGCCCAAGGCUAGUUUUUCAUAUACUUUGGACGAGAAACGAGAGAUUUGUCAAAGGGUUAAGAAUUUGCAGAUGCCAGAGGGAUAUGCGUCUAAUUUUGACAAGCGUGCUGAUAUGAAUGACGGAAAAGGCGAUUGCCGCCUACUGAAAGAAUAUGGAAACCAAUCACGAGAGAUAAGUUUGUUCUUCAAGGAUUUAUGUUCUAACACUUUGACAGUAGAAAACCUUCAAAGAACGGAACAGAAUAUGCCAGUCAUUACAACUAAGCUCGAGAAGAUCUUUCCAUGUGGGUUAUUUGAUGUGAUGAAACAUCUUCCCAUUCGUCUUGUACAAGAGGUUCAAACUAGGUGGAUGUAUCCUUUCGAGAGGACCAUUGGCAAAUGCAAAAAAUUGGCUAAGCAGAGAUCUAAGAUUGAAGGGUCUAUUUGUGAAGCGCAUCUUGCAAAGGAAACAACGCAUUUAUGUUCAUAUUAUUUCGGAGAGCAAGUGUCGUGUAUGAGAAAUAAGUCCAACCGUAAUGAUGAGGGUGGAGUUGAUCCUAACUACCCACCAAUGUCCAUCUUUAAUCAACCAGGACGAGAUUCUAAAAAUCCUCCAAAACGAACCCUGAGUAGUAUGGAGAGGCAAUCAGCUGUGACACAUGUUUUGCUCAAUUGCCCUGAAAUUCAAGUUUAUCAAACAGGAGAACAUUCCCAAUUUGUGAAAGAUAUAUCUCUUGGACUGUGCAAUGAAGUUAAGACAAUGAAAAAGUACAUUGUGAAUGGUUACAAGUUUCAAACCGAAGAAGUUUCUCAAUAUAAGAAGACCAAUAAUAGUGGAGUGUGCAUUAAAGGCGAUGCGAUGGUGUAUUAUGCUCCAUAUCCUUUGCGUAGGGAUAAGGCUGAUUGGUGGGUGGUUAUAAAGACUAAGCCUGUAUUAAGUGUUCUGAUGGCAAAAGUCGGAGAAUUAGGUGAAAAUGCAAAAAGAAGUGGAGAAAAUAACGGAUCAACGAAGAGGCGAAGUGACGGAGCAAUUAGACGGGCCGCAAAACAUUCCCGCGGACCGUCAAAUUGA